UGGACGGGGCGGCGCUGGCCCGUGGGAGGCGCUGAGCGCGGCCCCCGCCCUGGUCCCCAGGAGAACGGGCGGAAGGAGUGGCUGCAGGUGGACUUCCGGAAGCUGAUGAAGGUGACCGCAGUGACCACGCAGGGCGCGCGCUCCGUCCUCACCAGCAUGUACGUCCGCGAGUUCGCGCUGUCCAGCAGCCGCGACGGCCGACACUGGACCUUCGUGCGCCAGGCGGACGGCGUGAAGAUCUUUAAGGGGAAUCGAGAUCACUCGAGCCCGGUGGUGAACCCCGUGGAACCACCCCUGUUUGCCAGAUUCCUGAGGAUCCACCCCUGGAGCUGGGCCAACCACAUCGCCCUGAGGAUGGAGGUUCUGGGCUGUGACACUCAGCAGAUGGCCUGAAGGCUCCGCCGGCCUGUCCCUACCGCCACUUCCUCUUCCUCCACCCAGCCCUUAGUGACUGUGGCUGGGCCUGCCUGCCCCGAAGCCCUGCCCCGGGCCUCGCUGGGGGUGGAGGCCAGGAUCUGGGACGAUUUCUCACAGCCCAUUAAACCCCACUGUUU
Messenger RNA from Gracilinanus agilis (Agile Gracile Mouse Opossum), 554 nucleotides. Its product is annotated as coagulation factor VIII-like. Gene Ontology annotation, biological process: blood coagulation, intrinsic pathway. The record is from RefSeq and is a predicted model, not a curated record. Lineage: Eukaryota; Metazoa; Chordata; Mammalia; Didelphimorphia; Didelphidae. The annotation marks the transcript as partial. The transcript is spliced from 2 exons.